This is a messenger RNA of Oryzias latipes (Japanese medaka), 5613 nucleotides long. RefSeq names its product INO80 complex ATPase subunit (gene ino80). Lineage: Eukaryota; Metazoa; Chordata; Actinopteri; Beloniformes; Adrianichthyidae. Gene Ontology annotation, biological process: DNA repair; chromatin remodeling; DNA-templated transcription. Gene Ontology annotation, cellular component: nucleus; Ino80 complex. Gene Ontology annotation, molecular function: ATP binding; histone binding; DNA binding. The record is from RefSeq and is a predicted model, not a curated record.
ACAGAAAGUGGCCGCCUCUUCGCCGCUGCUGCCGGCUCAAAGCUCACAGACUCACUCGGCGCCUCAAACCGCCAUUUUGGAGUGAGAGAACCGAGAGUCGGCUGCAGCGACGACAGAGAGCCGAAGGAGUCACGGGGCCGAGGCUCUUUCCCAUCGGGCCAGUCCGUAACCGUGGAAACAGCCAUGCCAUCUGGUAUUGACCAGUGACCUUUCCUGCCUUUCGGGUGGAGGAGGUGGUGCUGCAUGGCUUCCAGGCAGGGCAGCCAGCUGGAUGCAGCAGCAUCAGCAGCCUCUGGUCUGGCCAAACCUCUUUACCUGCAGCGCUUAGAGAGAUCCCUGAAGUUGGAUAGUUUUCUGAAUCAAACCUCUGCUAUCUUCAAGACAGACAUCACCAGUGAUGAGAGUGAUGACAGUGACGGGGGGCUGGGGACAGCGAUGCCCCCCGAUUCCACGUUUCAGUGUGCAGUGGUGUCGGGCAAGAGCGAGGCGUGUGAGGACAGACAGACGGACUGUAAGCUCCUCAAUGGAGUACUGCCAGGUAAAGGCCAAAGGGCAGAAAGGACAAACCUUUACAACUUUUCCAAAAUGAAGAAGAACAGGAAAUGGCUGAAGAGCAUCCUGCUGACGGACGACACCACAGACUCGGACACAGACUCCGACGAUGCCGGGUUCAUCCUGUCCCGGGAGGAGCUGCACGACAUGCUGAGGCUGCACCGGUUCAUGAGGCAGCAUCAGAGCAAGUUCUACUCUGAGCGAGAGCUUUACCAGUAUCAGUACUACAGCACAGGGCUGCUGGCCACCCACGACCCUUUCUAUGAACAGCAGCGUCUCCCUGUGGGCCCAAAGAAAAAGAAAAUCAAAGAUGAGAAGAAAUUUAAGGCUAAACUAAAAAAAAUGAAGAAAAAGAAGAAACGCGGAGAAGGAGAAUUCUUGGAUGAGGACAGUCCUUUCAUCAAUAAAAUCUUUGCCAAGUUUUCCCAUGAUGCUCCGCUGCCCACGGUGAAGAAAAAGCAUCUCACUACGGAACAGCUGAAUGCACGACGACGCAAGCUGUGGCUCACUGUGGCGAAAAAGGAAAUCCCCAAGUCUGUCAAGCAGAAGACUUCCGCUAAGAACCUGGUUUUGACCAAUGCCAAGAAGCUGGCGCACCAGUGCAUGCGAGAGGUCCGGCGUGCCGCCAUUCAGGCUCAGAAGAACUGCAAGGAGACACUUCCACGAGCUCGACGCCUCACCAAGGAAAUGAUGCUGUACUGGAAGAAGUACGACAAAGUGGAGAAAGAGCACCGCAAAAGGGCGGAAAAGGAAGCUCUGGAACAACGUAAACUUGAUGAAGAGAUGAGAGAGGCCAAGCGUCAGCAGCGUAAGCUGAAUUUCCUCAUCACUCAGACCGAGCUCUACGCUCACUUCAUGAGCGGCAAAGCCAGCAUGGGGGGGGCAGGGGGUGACACGGCGCAGGAGGAAAUCCUGCGGAAGCUGGAAGAAAAUGCAGCUCAGAGACAGAUAGAGAUUGGUGGAGGGGUGAUGGUCAACGUGGUGCGGGAGGACUAUGAUAGUGAAUACUAUAAAUCCCAGGCCUUGAGGAAUGCCAAAGAGGCCUUCCAGAUUCAUCAAGAUAGAACACGAAUGUUUGACGAAGAGGCUAAAGACAGCCGCAGCGCCUCCAUUCAUGCAGCGGGGGGCCUCUCUUUGGGCUCUGGGUUUGGGGAAAGCUACAGCCUUUCAAACCCAUCCAUCCAAGCCGGAGAGGACAUCCCUCAACCCACCAUCUUCAAUGGAAAGCUCAAAGGUUAUCAACUCAAGGGCAUGAACUGGCUGGCCAACCUCUAUGAGCAGGGAAUCAAUGGGAUCUUGGCUGAUGAAAUGGGCCUGGGAAAGACGGUCCAGAGCAUCGCCCUGUUGGCCCACCUUGCAGAGAGAGACAACAUCUGGGGUCCAUUCCUGAUCAUCUCUCCAGCAUCCACACUCAACAACUGGCAUCAGGAGUUCACCCGCUUUGUGCCCAAGUUCAAGGUCUUGCCGUACUGGGGGAAUCCACAUGAUCGCAAAGUGAUUCGAAAGUUUUGGAGUCAGAAAACCCUGUAUACCCAGAAUGCACCUUUCCAUGUCGUCAUCACAAGCUACCAGCUGGUGGUCCAAGAUGUCAAGUACUUCCAGCGGGUCAAGUGGCAGUACAUGGUGCUGGACGAGGCCCAGGCACUGAAGAGCAGCAGCAGCGUUCGCUGGAAAAUCCUGCUGCAGUUUCAGUGUCGGAACCGGCUGCUGCUGACCGGAACGCCCAUUCAGAACACCAUGGCAGAGCUGUGGGCUCUGCUACACUUCAUCAUGCCCACGCUGUUCGACUCCCACGAGGAGUUUAGCGAGUGGUUCUCCAAGGACAUCGAGAGCCACGCGGAAAACAAGUCUGCCAUUGACGAGAACCAGCUCUCCAGACUGCACAUGAUCCUGAAGCCCUUCAUGCUGCGCAGAAUCAAGAAGGACGUUGAAAACGAGCUUUCAGAUAAGAUUGAGAUCCUGACUUACUGCCAGCUGACGUCCCGACAGAGGCUGCUCUACCAGGCGCUGAGGAACAAGAUCUCCAUUGAGGACCUGCUGCAGUCCUCCAUGGGCACGGCCCAGCAGGCCCACAGCACCACCUCCUCCCUCAUGAACCUCGUCAUGCAGUUCAGGAAGGUGUGCAACCACCCCGACUUGUUUGAGCGCCAGGAGACGCGCUCUCCUUUCCACAUGUCCAUGAGGCCCUUCGUCUUACCCAAGUUCCUGUAUCGUCACGGCCUCCUGCAGUCUCAGAACCGGGCCAGGAACAAAUUACUGCAGGUACUGCUGUCUCCUUUCUCUCCAAACCAUAUCCAGCAGUCUCUGUUUCACAGGACAGAUGGUGACAGAGGAAGCUGCUUCUCCUUCUUGCGCUUUAUCAAUGUUUCGCCCGCUGAGAUGUCCAACAUGAUGCUGCAAGGCACCUUAGUGAGGUGGUUAGCCUUUUAUCUGUCUUUGAAAGCUGCACACCGGCUCUAUUAUCAGCGCCUCUUUCAACAUGAUGCAAAGGAUCAGGAGGAUGAGCACGGGUCAAGGUUGCAGCCCGGGAUUAAGUGUCUGUCUCAUAAGGACCUAAUUCUGUGGAUUAACAGACCCCUAGCCUUUCCCAAUGCUCAAAGCAGUCCCGCUCUCAAGGGGUUGGUGUUCACGGCCUCCACACCCCCCAUACUGGGACACCGAGACGUGAAGAUCCACAGCAGGAGCUCCCCCACCCCCACCCUCAGGCCCCUCCAGCCCAUACUGACACCCAAGUUUCUGCUGGCUGCUGCCCCCAAGGUGAUGGCCGUUCCCUCGGAGCAAUACUGUACCGACCGCAGUGCUGAGUAUGAGUGGCAGAUGACCCGCAGUGGGGGGGGGUCCAUCUUCAAACAGUGUUUCCUCCAUGGCUCCCCUGAACUCGCCAUGGAGUGGCGCGACAGAGCCAACGUCUUCCACUCAGAAAGCCCCGGGGGUGUGAUGGGCCUGCGGCCCCACCAUGGAUGGUCCUUCAUACGCAUUCCUGAUAAGGAAAGCCUCAUCACUGAGAGUGGCAAGCUUCAUACCUUGGACCUGUUGUUGAGUCGACUGAAGACCCAGGGUCACAGAGUCCUCAUCUAUUCCCAAAUGACUCGCAUGAUAGACCUGCUGGAGGAAUACAUGGUUUAUCGUAACCACACCUACAUUCGCCUGGAUGGAUCCUCCAAGAUUUCGGAACGCAGAGACAUGGUGGCUGACUUCCAGAGCCGAACCGACAUCUUUGUGUUCCUGCUCAGCACCAGAGCUGGAGGACUUGGCAUCAACCUCACUGCUGCUGACACCGUUAUCUUCUACGACAGCGACUGGAACCCAACGGUAGACCAGCAGGCCAUGGACCGGGCCCACAGGCUGGGUCAGACCAAGCAGGUCACUGUGUACCGCCUCAUCUGCCAGGGUACCAUCGAAGAGAGGAUCCUGCAGCGGGCCAAGGAGAAGAGCGAGAUCCAGAGGGUGGUGAUCUCUGGGGGCAGCUUCAAACCAGACACCCUCAAACCCAAGGAGGUGGUCAGUCUGCUGCUGGACGAUGAUGAACUGGAGAAGAAGCUACGUCAAAGACAAGAGGAGAAGAGGCAGCUAGAGGAGAGCAGCAAGGUGAAGGAGCGCAAAAGAAAGAGGGAGAAGUACGCUGAGAAGAAAAAGAACGAGGAGUCGGACAACAAGAGGAAAAAGGAGGUGAACCUCGUCAUCUCCCACACGCCUUCGGCCGACAACUCCAACCUGUCAGCGGACGGCGAUGACUCGUUCUUCAGCGUGGAGAUGGAUUCAGCUAUGCCCAGCCCGUUCAGUGAGAUCUCUCUGAGCAGUGAGCUUCAGCCUGGUUCGUUGCCUCCAGAUGCAGAUGAAAGCAGCAGCGACAUGCUGGUCAUCGUGGACGACGCGGCGUCCUCCGCGCCGCAGUCCCGGGCCACCAACUCCCCCGCCUCUGUGACGGGCUCGGUGUCUGACAGCAUGAACGGUGCGGCAGCUUUGGAUACCAUCAGUCCUGGCAGAGGCAGGUCUGGGCGGAGCCGUGGACGGCCUAAAGGAUCUGGAGGGGGGGUCAAGUCUGGAGGGAAGGGACGCGGACGCAAGUCAACGGUGGGAAGUGCAGCAGCCAUGGCCGGGGCAAUAGCGGGGGCAGCAGCGGCAUCGGCUGCAGCUUAUGCUGCGUACGGCUACAGCGUUUCCAAGGCGGGCCACUCUGUGUCCAGUCCCAUGCAGCCCGCCUCGGCCCGGUCCAGUGCCGGUCCCGCCUUCCACACCAGCAGCAGCUGCUGUCCUCAGGCUAAAGGGGGUCCCAGCCAUCCAACCGCCCACAAACUGGUCCACAAAGGCAAAGGACCCGGCAGCAUGGGGACUUGGUGAUGUCAUCACGGCGGUCUGCGAGCUUACCACCAGUAUUUCCACGUGAUUGUCAGAAAGCACGCCUGUGCAGCGAGGGAAGCGUCUGCCGCAGAGCAGGCAGGCUUGAACCCGAGCUGGACAGGUAUGAGGUCAUCACAGCUGCUCUGGGCGCCGUCUUCCACGUUCUGGUAUUGUCAUAGAAAUGUUCUGUAGAUAUUCUGAGGGCCUCUUAGAUGAUUCUGUAUUUGGAGGUGAACAUCCAACAAAGAAAUAGCUUUUUUACUAAAGCUCCUAUUUUUCUAACUGAAGAUUUUGGUACAAAAACAAACAAGGCAGUUAAUGUUUUAAAAGAAGAAAUAGUUCAUAAAUAUAUUCCGCUUCCAUGGAAAAUGAAGGUUGGGCAUAUUUUUGUCAGAAUUAUUUUCUAGGUGGAGUUGUUGCCAUCACAGUAGAGCUGCUAUUGUUUUCCCCAUUCAGAUCAUUUUUGUCCACUAAUAAUUUAUUUGAGUUGAGACUGAAGUUAAAGUAGAGAAAACGUGUAAAUGUGGUUUCUGUUCCCGCUGGUUUUUGAUGUUUUAGUCAGAGCAGAGGUUCACAGAGUCGGGGUUAACGGCGUGACUUGCAUGUGAAGGUCUUUGCUGUAAAGCCAAAACGUUUGUUUAUAGACAGUUUUCUCACUUUGGAUGUCCGUUUUUCAUGUAUUCAUAUGUGGGACGAUUCAAAUAAAAUCUCUGGAUCUGA